AGUGAGUGACUUGGCCCAUUGCAUGUAUUGGUUUGUCUGUAAUCUGCGCAGAUGCCACGUUAACAUGUCCAAUUCAAUUUCAAUGUGUCAACUAUUUACAGCAUGAGAGGAUAUGGAUGUGCAGCUAACCAAAUCGUGCUGACGUUAUGAUAGUAAAGCUGUUCAGCGUAUAGUAUUCUGAUAUGCACGUGCAUGGAUAAAUACCAAUUAGAUAUAUUGUCGCUAAAUUAAGGAAAUAAUGUUUAGGCAGAGUAAAACAGUUCUCCAGAAACUUCGAAAUCUACGUUUCCAGGGGCAGAAUCCUUCAUGGAGGUUCAGGAGCACCUCAGCAACAGAGAGGGCAUUGCAGUACCAGGCAGGACAGAAGAUCCAUGGCUUCACAGUUAAGGAGGUGGUUACUGUUCCUGACCUGUUCCUUACAGCUGUCAAACUGACCCAUGACAACACAGGCGCCCAGUAUCUACACGCAGCUAGAGAUGACAAGAACAAUCUCUUUAGUGUUCAGCUCAGGACGACCCCGAUGGACAACACAGGGGUUCCACACAUCCUGGAACACACAGUGUUGUGUGGCUCAGAGAAGUACCCCUGCAGAGACCCCUUUUUCAAGAUGCUCAACAGAUCCCUCUCCACCUUCAUGAACGCAUUCACAGCUAGUGAUUUCACUAUGUAUCCAUUCUCCACACAAAGGAAAGACUUCCAGAUACUCCUCUCCGUGUAUCUGGAUGCAGGUUUCCUUGUCUACGAGACUGAUUUUUGGCAGGAGGGAUGGAGACUGGAGAAUGAAGACCCUACAGAUCCUACUUCCCGCCUGGUCUUCAAAGGAGUUGUCUUCAAUGAAAUGAAGGGCCUUUUGUGAUCAGACAACGAGGGUAUAUUCCAGCACCUGCAGAACAAGCUGUAUCGACACACAUACGGUGUGGUGUCUGGAGAACCCCUGGCCAUCCCUGACCUCUCCUGGGAACAACUGAAGCACUUCCACGCUACACACUACCACCCAGCAAUGCAAGUACAGUUCUUCACCUAUGGGGAUCUGCCCUUAGAGCAGCACUUGAAACAGAUCCAGGAGGAGGCUCUGUCCAAGUUUGAGCGCACUGAGCCUGACACUGCUGUCCCUAACCAACCCCACUGGGACAGGCCUAGAGAGGACCAUGUGACCUGCAGUCCCGAUGCUAUGGCUCCUGAUGCAGCCAAACAGAACACGCUGUGUAUGAGCUACCUGCUAGGAGAUAUCACAGACACAUUUGAGGGCUUCACCCUGAGCCUGCUGUCCUCUCUGAUGAUCUCUGGACCCAACUCUCCCUUCUACAAGACCCUCAUAGAACCCAAGAUAGGAACAGACUUCUCCUCUGUCGUAGGAUAUGAUGGGAGCACCAAAGAGGCAUCAUUCAGCAUAGGCUUGCAAGGAAUGGCUGAGGAAGACACUGAGAAAGUCAAGCAAAUCAUUGUCCAAACCAUUGAUGAGAUCAUUGCUUAUGGAUUUGAGGAGGAGAGGAUAGAGGCCCUGCUUCAUAAGAUUGAAAUCCAGAUGAAACAUCAGUCUACCAGCUUCGGGUUGUCACUGGCUUCAUACAUAGCUUCCUGUUGGAACCAUGAUGGAGACCCGGUCCAGCUGCUGAAGAUCAGCGACAGUGUGGCCCAGUUCAGACAAGCCCUGAAGGACAACCCUCGCUUCCUCCAGGAGAAAGUCCUACACUACUUCAAGGACAACACUCACAGGCUGACUCUGUCUAUGAGUCCUGAUGAGGCGUACCUGGAGAAACAGGUCAAAGCAGAGGAGGAGAAACUCCAGAAGAAGGUACAGGCUUUGUCUGAGAGUGACAAGAAAGACAUCUAUGAGAAAGGUCUUGAGCUGCUAUCGGUUCAGAGCAAGAUCCAGGAUGCCUCAUGUCUCCCUGCCCUGAAUGUGUCUGACAUUGAGCCAACGAUAGCAGUCACACCUGUAGAGAUGGGCACUGCAGGAGGCGUCCCAGUGCAGUACUGUGAGCAGCCAACCAAUGGGAUGGUCUACUUCAGGGCUAUGUGUAGUCUCAACACCCUCCCUGAAGACCUCAAACUAUAUGUGCCCCUCUUCUGCAGUGUCAUCACCAAGAUGGGCUGUGGAGGGCUGGACUACAGGCAGCAGGCCCAGCAGAUGGAGCUGAAGACAGGAGGCAUGUCCAUCUCCACAUCAGUCAACCCUGACUACUCUAACAUGGAUAUGUAUGAACAGGGAGUCCUCCUCUCAUCUUCCUGUCUGGAGAGGAAUCUUCCUGAUAUGUUUCACCUGUGGAGUGACAUAUUCAACAGCCCGCACUUUGAUGAUGAGGAGCGUCUGCGUGUGCUGGUCAUGAUGUCGGCUCAGGAACUAGCCAAUGGGAUCUCUUACUCUGGUCACAUGUACGCCAUGACGAGGGCGGCUCGCAGCCUGACCCCAACAGGAGAAUUACAGGAGAUCUUCGGAGGGAUGGAGCAGGUCAAGUUCAUGAAAAGGAUUGCGGAGAUGCCAGACCUCACCCAAGUUCUACGGACACUUCCUAGAAUAAAGAGACACAUUCUCAACCCACUGAACAUGAGAUGUGCGGUCAACUCAACGCCUCAGAAGAUGUCUGAUGCCGCUGGACAGUUGGAUAACUUCAUGUCUAACGUUGCUUCCAAUAAGAAGGAUCGCAAACCCGUCCGGUCCGAUAUCACUGAGAGACCUCUUGACCCACUGGCAGCUCCUGGAUCUGGCCCAAGUAGAAAACUAAUCACUGAGCCCAACUUCAAGCCCUGCCAGAUGAAGACAUUUUUCCCAAUGCCCUUCCCAAUCAACUUUGUCAGCGAAUGUAUCCGAACCGUGCCCUUCACCCAUGAGGACUAUGCGAGCCUGAAUAUCCUGUCCCGGAUGAUGACUGCUAAGUACCUGCACGGCGAGAUCAGAGAGAAGGGUGGGGCCUAUGGUGGAGGGGCCAGGGUGGGAGGAGGACUAUUCACCUUCUAUUCAUACAGAGACCCCAACUCGGUGCAGACUCUGUCAACCUUCCGUAAGAGUGUGGACUGGGUCAGAUUAGGACAGUUUACCCAGCAGGACAUCGACGAGGCCAAGCUGUCUGUGUUCUCAGCCGUGGACUCCCCCGUCGCCCCCUCCAAUAAAGGUAUGGGCCGUUUCCUGAGUGGAAUCACAGAUGAGUUGAAACAGGCCCACAGAGAGAGACUCUUCGCUGUCACAGACAAGAGCCUGGUCAAUGUGGCUGGGAGAUACCUUGGCAUUGGACAGAGGACAUGUGGAGUUGCUAUUCUUGGUCCUGAGAAUGACACCAUCAAGAAAGAUCCGUCAUGGGUGGUAAAAUAACAGGACAUCAGGGAAAAUUAUCCACAUGUAUCUUCUCCAAUUAAGAGACUUCAGAUGCACUGUGUUUGAUGGUAAACAUCAGUGGUACUUGAUUGUCCUAAAAAACUGGACUAUUGCUACAGUGUUAUAAUAUACAUUUAUUAUUGAAUUAACCAGACAGUUGCUUUGGUUUUUGAUGUUGUUACGGCUCUGUGUUACACAAAGUUUAAUAUUCCAUUGAGGUAUGUGUGUAAAGCUAUUUUGUAGGCAAACUGAAUGCGCACAACAGUAAACAGAUAAUCUCAUAAAUAAUAUCACGUCUAACCUCACCUGAAUACCAUAUUCAUAAUGUAUCAAAUAUGACAACGUACAUUUCAUUCAAUACGUCAGAAUUUCUUUAUGGCAUAGAACCCUACCUCUGGCUUCAGAAUGUGUACAAGUAUGUACACCGAUGGCUUCUGUUUACUGAAAUAUUGUAUUUCUAUAGAGUACAUAUGUAUAUGAAAAUAUGACCAUUAAAUUAUCAUGAUGUUGUAAUA
Salvelinus sp. IW2-2015 is the source of this 3828-nucleotide messenger RNA. Its product is annotated as presequence protease, mitochondrial-like. Lineage: Eukaryota; Metazoa; Chordata; Actinopteri; Salmoniformes; Salmonidae. Gene Ontology annotation, molecular function: metal ion binding; metalloendopeptidase activity. Gene Ontology annotation, cellular component: mitochondrial matrix. The record is from RefSeq and is a predicted model, not a curated record. Gene Ontology annotation, biological process: protein processing.